This is a messenger RNA of Strigops habroptila (Kakapo), 3975 nucleotides long. RefSeq names its product A-kinase anchor protein 17B. The coding region runs from base 574 to 2307 and encodes 577 amino acids. The record is from RefSeq and is a predicted model, not a curated record. Lineage: Eukaryota; Metazoa; Chordata; Aves; Psittaciformes; Psittacidae. The transcript is spliced from 7 exons.
GAGCGGGCGGUGCCGCGCCGCGCCCCAGAGGCGGGUCCCGCGCCACACCCGGCGUGCGCCGCGAUCCGCCCCGGGGUGGCGGCGGGAAGAGCACCGGGUGGUCGGCGGCGGCGGCAGCUGGAGGGCUGGAUCUCUUUCCUGACCUGGCUGAUGGUAUGGACUCAGAAACAGUUGUGAUGGCCCAGAGCCUGGCAUGAGUGACCAGAGCAGGAACUGGGGAUGGCCCCUGAGACAUAGGAAUUUACUGGAUUUAACAGGAAUUCCUCAGCAGAGCUGGAAAUUGAACACACAUCUGUGGAGUCCCAGGUGACUUUUGGUGCCAGACAUUUUAGUGAAAGACCCAUAAGAAAGAGAAGCCUGGAAAAACUAAAGCUGCAAGAACAGGAGCACAUUUGAAAAAGGGGGGAAAAGAGAGGAGGUUGAAAGAAAAACACGUGGUGAUGAAAAGAAGUUCGAGAGAGAAAAAAGAAAGCUAAGCUCAAGAGGAGAGAAGAGGGGCAGAUAGAUGGAGAUGAGAAACAUCCCCCAAAGCAGCAGAAGGUACCAGCUGAAGAACAGCAGUGGCCAGAGAAUAUGCCUGAAUGGGAAGAAAGGAAAUCCUUGCUAGCUCAGAGAAGAGUGGAGGCUGUCAGACUGCUUACAGUGCUGUUAAGCCAUGUGAAAUUGGCAAGUCAAAAAGUGGAUCCUUCAUGGGGCGUAAGGAAGGACGAUUCCUUCUCUGAAACAGCAUUAACAGACAUACAUCAGGAACUGAUUAACUCCCAUUAUCAUACGCACAAAGAGUUGAAACAUAAGGAGGAGUUUAAGUGCCCGCUAACCCUAAAAGGUAGCAGCUUAUGUAGUGAGGAAGGAGAUGUGAGUAACUUCCAUGCAUCUGCUUGUCAUAUAGUCAGGACGAUUUUAAAUGACCCCUCUUCAGCCCCACGUUGUGACGGACAGCCUGGCAGAGAUGUGUGCAGCUCCCCUGGCUGUGGAUCUUUGCUGAUUACAGUUACGCAAGACCGCAGGGUCAUCCAGCCUCUCGAUGGAAGGGACUGCCCAGCACUGAAUGUAGCUCACACACAGACAGUGUCUGAUGAAGACUCUUGCAAAAAGCAAAAGGCUUAUGAGACUGAUGAGUUCAUCCAUUAUUUACUUAACUACUAUCAGACUCCGCGCUAUGCACGUGUUUGCUUAGAGCCAAAAAACACUGCGCACAAGUUCUGGUGGAAGAGAGUGGUGUCUGGUGGUGGUAGUGCUUUUGACAUCAGCUUGAGUAACAAACACGGUCAGCACUUCAGAGAAGUGAGUCCUGUACAAAACCUCAACAAGAGAAAUUGUAGUAGUGGUGAUGAUGACAGACUGAUGAUUGCUGUUGGGGAGCUUGAGUCAACGGACACGGUGUUAGAAAGCAAGGCCUGUGGGGGGAGGCUUGCAAAAAAGUUGCAAGUGCAGAGGAAUGACUUGCUCGCUGUUGAUAACUUACCCCAUGCUGGACUGAAUCAUUCUUUGGAUUGCACUGCUGUUACUCAUGAUAAGGAAUUCAAACAAGAAGAUGGUAGCGAUGAAGGUACUGUACCAUGCAAAACAUGUAGAUCUGCUUGCAAAUUAAAGGAUUUGUUGGAAGAGAUCAGUGAUUCUGAUGACUUUAGAGAGGCAAGUAGCAGCUCAGUGAAGAGAACAGAAAGAAGGUGUGAAGAAAUUUACAGCAAUUGCAAUAAAGGCUGCUUGCCUGCAAGAGCUGGGGAAAGAAAAUUACUGGUUUACCUUAAAAAUGUAACUCUGGAAGGUCAAGAGAAGGAAAGCAGCAAAUGUAGCUUCUGUUCUAAUUCUGCCCAUCAGGGCCUGGCAAGGCAGCAUGAAGAUAAGCUUAAAAAGUCAUGCAAGAGGUCUAGUAGUAAAUUAAGGCACGAAGGACAGAAAAGCGAGAGACAGUCCAGGGAAGAGGAGAGGAAUGCUCGCAAAAUGAAGAAAAAGCGAAAAAAGCUUUCUUCUAAUCCUUUAUCUGAUGAAUGUGGCUUUUCAGAGACGGACAGUUGCGUGCAGCUGGAGUCGCUCAGAAAGAUACAAAGAAAAUGUAAGAAAAUGUUCCACAAAAAGGUGAAAUUCAAGACCCUUCACACCACCAUGGCAGCACCAGAUGUUACCCCUUGUGAUGGCUCACCCCUCCAGGAGACCCGGCAGAGGACAGGAGAUGAGAGCAGAUUAAUGUUGAGAAGAGAGAUGGAUACAGAUGUCAGAAGAUGCCCUCUAUUUCCUCUUGAGAUAAUUCAGACAGACCCCUGCUCAGAUACUUUCUGUGGAGCAGAGCCCAGAAGAGGAAGCUGAACAGCUACUAUAUAACAGCUCUUAAUUUUUUAUAUAGAAGUGGGAGAAGAAAGCCCUUUGAUUAAAAGGUACAUGAGAUAGUGGGGUUUUUUAUUGCUUAGAUAAUUCCUUUGGUUAGAAUAUCUAACUGGUGUAGUGAGCCACAAAACCAGAAUCUGUGUUUGCCUUUUGGGUAACAAAGGACCAAAACUUUCCCUAGGGCCGGACAAACUUUCAUGGACCAGUUGCUAAGAAUUUGAAAGGAUACAGGUUGAGAUCUUGGAUUGUUAAACCCUGAUUAAAUGUAGGGAACCGUGUAAAUACAAAGUUACAGUAUUUCAUAAUAAGGAGAAAAAUACUUAGCUAUGUAAAUCCUAGAGCAAGCAUAUGAAGUGCCUCCUCAAUCAGAUCGUUAAAAUGAUGGGACUGGAAGGUGUGGGGGACAUUUAUUCUCGAUUGUGGCAAGUAAUAGAUCCCAUAAACCCACGCUGGAAAAAUGCUUGUUUUCUAUUCAGAAUUCUAGAGGUGUUUCUGAAAACUUGCUGGUCCUUGGGAGGAAGGAUUUCACUGAACUUGUGCUGGAUGUGGCUCUCCCAGGAACCUGGAUGAUUGUUGAAGCUCUGAAUGUUAGGCAGGGGAAGGGCAGUGCCUGUCAGUGUGCUGACAGUCCCCAUAUGUGCGGGUUGGAAACUUGUCCAUGAGAUUUUGAAAGCACACGCAGUGAGGCUGCCAUUUAGUGUGACUUUGCUUACAAAUAAUUGCCAGAGGAAUUGUGAAAUGUUGACAAACUUGUGCUGCAUGUGGGUAAAAAUGUGAAAACGCAGUCUAGGAGCUUGAGUUCUAUCUGUAUUUAUUCAGCUGGCUAUAUUUAGAAGACAGACGCUAUUGCUUUUGGACAAAGUCUCUUAGCAAGAUGUAGAAGACCAGUUCUAAGUUAAAUACACUGAUUAUUUCAGCUUUCAUUUUCUAUGCUUUAUUUAUUACAUGUCAAUAUACUAAGUUAAUGUGAUAAUGUUGCCUUCAUUACAUAGAAUCUUACCCAUGUUUGUAACUUCUGCUCUAAUAAAUAGUAAUAAUAACAAAUACAUUGUAAUUGUUCGUGGUAGAUAGAUUUCCCCCAGUGUUCAAUACUGGUGAUUCCCACAGGUUUCUAAAGCUGGGUUUUAUCAGUCUUCUCUGUUCACAUGUUCAGAUGUUGAGUGCCUUUUCAGGGUCAUGAAUGACAAAUGGUUGCUACUCAAAGUACUGUUAAUCUAUUACUUUUAUCUAAAAAGAUGUUAUUUUCUUGACAGAAAUAUUUUCUGACUAUUUUGGAGAACAUUUAUGCUCCUCUGAAGUCUCCUUUUUAGUAUUUUAUACAGUUAUAAUGAAGAUCAAUGAUUGUAUAUGUUGACUGUGUACAAUGUUGCAGUUGCACCAGUGUGACAUACCAAGGGUGGUUUUUCUCUAUGCAAUAUCUGUGGAUUAAAGAUGACAAACCUCGCCCCUCUCUCAGUCUAUAAGCAGUUCUGUGUCCAUAGCUCCCCAAUUCCCUUGAGCCAGACCUUUCCAUUACAUGUGAGGAAGUGUUUCUUUUUGUUAGGCUGGGGGAGCAGGAACUAAAGAUUUAAUUCAGUGUAUAUUUCCAGUGCUUUAUCAACAUGUUGUCACAAUAUUCAAUAACAAAUAAAUACACCAGUUUGUAAUCGC